AUGCUUUCGUUGUUGAAUUAUGAUCCUAAAGCUUCGAUACAGCAAAACCUUACAGAAAAUAUUUUUGAUAUCCGAAAGAUUAUGUUUAAUGAUGAAAAUACAGAGAACGCAGAAGAAUUUAAUGAGUUGCUUGAUUCGAAAUUUAAUCACAUAUAUCAAAAGGAUGAUAUAGAUCUAUCGGAUGAGAAAAAGAACCAGUUAUGGCUUUUAGAUGUAACAAAGGAUGAAAAGGACCAUGAGCUUGUUUUGCCGGAUUAUAUGGUGGAUCCGGAAGCUGUCGAAAGUCCCAAUUUGCAUAUAUUUGAUCCUAGAUUUACGUUGAACUUUGUGUUUAAUAACUUAAGACGUCAGAUUAAGAAAUCCCGUCCGUUGGAUCAAUUAGUAUUACCUUAUUUCCACUGGGCUGAUUGGGUUGAUUUAGCGAUACUUAACGAACACUUUUUGAGUGACGAAAAACAGGGAUGCAAGGAAUUUGAUCUUACCGUUAAGAGUGAUCUUAGAAAUAGAAAAAUGGAGCUUCAAAAGCCAGAGACUUUUUGUAUCGAUGAUGAAAAAAUUGACGAAGUCUUGAAUGACAGUGACACAGACCCUGUCUACAAAGAUUUAUUAAAACAGAUAAAAGAAAGCAAGUUAUCCACUGGUUUCCAUGUUUUUCAAUAUGGUGGUAGAUCACGUAAGAAGUUUAAGAUUUUGCAGGCUAAGUCAUAUUUACACGAUUUUAUGCCCCCACCAAUGUCACUUGUCUUUAUUUUACCAGGUUCUCGGGAUAAUAAUGGGAAUAAGUUGAGGUUAGGAGGUACUGGGUUACAAGUAGGUGUAUCUCAAGAUACAAAUAGACGUGUUAAGCUCGCGGACUCGUCAUUAGUCUCUCAGUAUAUCAGGGAUUAUAGAAGAGAGUACAGGGAAGACUUACAUACUUCCAAAGAUAUAGUCAUCAAUAUUGAUCAAGAAUUGACAAGGUUGAAUGAUGCAGUAAAGGAGAAAAACCCAGUUCCGGAAGAUGCAGUUGUUGAAUACGAAAGGGUAUUGGUACAUGAACAAUUCAAAGAUAAUUCGUCGGAAAUAUUAGCAGCUUUGGAAAAAGUUUCUGAUGACUCUCUAACUGAAACAGAGAAGCUUUACAGAAUGUCAUUACAGGUUUCUCUCAAUGAGGUAUCUCCACCAAAAUAUUUUAAUGAGGCUAAGAUCAUAAGAAAGGAGUCCAAUUAUGCACUUGGUGGGCAUUAUGAUUGGAGAUUUUUUAAUGGUAUUAUUAACUACACCGAUAAACAGUCUCCUUCGUUACAUGGAUUAAUCAGGGCGUGGUUAACCUUUACAAACACUUAUAAUUUGAAUACCUGGAUUGCCCACGGUACCUUAUUAUCGUGGUAUUGGGAUGGAGUGGGAUUCCCUUGGGAUAAUGAUAUUGAUGUUCAAAUGCCAAUUGCUGAUUUGCAUACGUUAUCCAGAAAAUUUAAUCAAUCUAUAAUUAUGGAUCUUGGUGAUGGAGAUAAUAAUGAAAUCCGUUUUGGUAGAUACUUCUUAGACUGUGGGACCUUUAUUUCUUCCAGAACAAAAGGAAAUGGAAAUAACAACAUUGAUGCAAGAUUCAUCGAUGUGGAUACUGGGUUUUACAUCGAUAUUACUGGGUUGGCUUUGUCAAAUCUGAGAUUACCUGCCAGGCUCAGUAAGCAAUUGCCAGAAGAACUCGGUGGAUCAUCAGUCGAUCAAACUAUCAGUGAUAUGGAUAAAAAUGAGUACAUGAAAGCUUACAAUUGUCGUAAUAAUCACUUUGCAAGAUUAGAAGAGCUCAGUCCAAUGAGAUUGUCCAUAGUUGAAGGAGAACCUGCUUAUAUUCCAAACGAUUACGGAAAAUUAUUGAAUAAUGAAUAUGGUUAUAAAGGGUUGAUGGCAAAGAAGUUCAAAGGCUAUACGUUUUUACCUAAAUUAAGAAUUUGGGUGCUAACCAGGAACUUGAACCAAUUUAUUAGGAAUAUAUUGAAUAACAAAAAACGUAUAAGCGACAAUGAAAUAUCUGACGACGAGGAUUCAGUCAUCAGAGACUUGUCUGACGCAGACUACUUGAAAUUGUUGUUUGACCAAGACGAUCUAUUAGUUGAGUACUUGGCAACUAGAGACAUUACAAAACUUCACGACAGCGAAAUAAAGCGUAUGAUCCACGGCGACUCGACCGAAUCCCUUCUUUUGGAUGACCAGAAGCAUGUAAAAGUCCGCUUCCCUGCAUUAAGACAUGAUUCCUUCAAUUUCAUGGCACACAAACAUAACUACAAAUACGAGGACGCGGUUGCUGAGAUGAUUCGAAAUGUAGAGCUUGCUAAGAAGACACGGGAGCAAAACAAGCUCCCGAAAGAAGAAAACCAGAACCAACCUGACGUGCAGGCAAAGGAAAAAGAAGAACAAGAAGCGGUGUCUCCAGCAAAUCCUGAUCAAAAUAACGGAAUUGAGGAUUCAAAAAAACCUAAAGUAGAGCAGCAAACCGACGAGCACUUAGAUGAUGCAAGCAUUAAUAGAGGCCCGGAUCUACCACCCCUUAGUCCUUAG
Molecule: messenger RNA, 2541 nt
Organism: Debaryomyces fabryi
Lineage: Eukaryota; Fungi; Ascomycota; Pichiomycetes; Serinales; Debaryomycetaceae
Exons: 1
Coding region: 1-2541 (846 amino acids)
Source: RefSeq, a predicted model, not a curated record